GGGGGGGGGUGUGCCUUCCCAAAACCAUCCCGGUGUGUGUGAUUUGGGGAUGCUGUGCCUUCCGUUCUCUGGGUCCUUUCCCAAAGCCCAUCCCAGGCUUUGUGUAUGUGUGUGUUUUGGGGGUCCUGUGCCUUCCCCUCCCGGGCCUUUUCCCGAGGCUUAUACCAGUCGAUCCCAGCCCAUCCCAUCCGAUCCCAGCCCAUCCCGGCCUGUCCCAGUCGAUCCCAUCCGAUCCCGGCCGGUCCCGGGUCCAUCCCGCGGCCCCGGGCUCAGUCGCUGCCUUGCCCCAGGCUCCCGCUGCUCGCCGCCGCUCGCCAGCUCGCCCAGGACAUCGCCGAGAAAAUCCAGGAGCGGAACCGCUGCCAGCGGAGCGGGGAGAGCUCGGCCAAGGUCAAUGUGGCCAUCAGGACCUCGCUGCAGAGCCUCAGGGAGAAGAUCGAGCAGCUGAGGGAGCUGCUGCUGCGGGCAGUGUCAACGCGCCAGAUCACGCAGCUGGAGGGAGACAGGAGGCAGAAUUUGGUGGAUGACCUCCUGACACGGCACAGACAGCUCGAGGCAUCCUACAGGAAUGAAGGCCCGGAGCCAGACAUGAGCAGGUCCAGCCUCAUGGCAGGAGGGGCCAAACGAGGCAUCACCAACCCCUGGCUCUUGGAAGAGUCGGAGGAGACCAGAGGACUUGGCUUUGAUGAGCUCAGGCAGCAGCAGAGAAGGAUCAUUGAAGAACAAGAUGCUGGACUCGAUGCUCUUUCUUCAAUCAUAUCCCGGCAAAAACAAAUGGGGCAGGAAAUUGGGAAUGAGCUGGAUGAGCAGAAUGAGAUCAUCGAUGACCUCACGAACCUGGUGGAGAACACGGACGACCGGCUGCGCACCCAGACACGGCACGUGAAGAUGGUGGACAAGAAAUCAACGUCCUGCGGGAUGCUGGUGGUGAUCGUGCUGCUGCUCAUCGCCAUCGCUGUGGUCGCGCUCUGGCCGACGGGUUAGCCCCGAUCCAGGGGAGCACCAGGGCUCUGGGGAGGGACCUGCUGUGUGCAGGGACCUUCUGUGCUGGGAAUGAACUCACUCCAUCCUUGGGAAUGAACUCCACAGCUGGGAAGGAACUCCACAGCAGCAGGCUGAAGCAGUGUCCACCAGACAUCUGCUCUCCUUGGAGCGCGGCUGAGGAACUCUGUGGGAUCUGGAGGAUUUCAGUGGGAAAAGAGGAUUUUGUCCCACUCUCCCACCUCCCUCUGGCACUCAGGCAGCUGCAGCUGUAGGAUGGACCCACCUCUCCUGCAUCUACAUCUGGGGACACGCUGGUGCUGCUGCCCUGCCCAUCUCCCUGAGCUCAGACAUCCCAGGGGCUUCAAACACCAAAAUCCAGGAGUGCUUUGGAGAACUGCAAUGUUCAAUGUUCCCCUGCUUCAGGAUGCCUCCUUCAGAGAGAAAAUGCUCCGUGGUUUUCAAGGAAUGACUUGACUAGUCUUGGGGAAUGACUGCAUCUGGAUUCUCACAGGUUGGGAAGAGACAGCCCUGCAGGACCCCCAUGGGCUGCACAGAAUCACUGGUGACUGAGUCAGUGCUCAGCCCUUGGGGGGGAGGUAUUGGUGGGUUUUUAUCUCCAGGGAUGGUUACUGAUCUCCAGGGAUGGAGUCAUUGGUGAGUUACUGAUCUCCAGGGAUGGGAGUUAAACAGCAGCAGGACUCAGCCCAGCCUGUGAGAGUGGAGAGCUUUGCCCUUGUGUGCUCCCCAGGGGCUCUGCCAGCCUGGCUCGGGAGAUGCACCAGAAUUAACGUCCUCAUGAGCUCUGUCUCUUCCUUUGACAGCUUCUCACACCCUUCUACAGCUGAGAGGAAAGAUUACCUAUUUCAAAACUAAUGAAAAAGAAGUAUUAAAUGUUUGCUUCUGGCCAAAAGAAUAAUUAUUUUGUUACACAUGCCAGUUUGAUUUCAGGAUUAAUAGAGCAAGCAAUAAAUACUGAUCAAAGCUGAUCCAUUUAUAUACCGUU
This is a messenger RNA of Catharus ustulatus (Swainson's thrush), 1987 nucleotides long. It is a transcript of the gene STX8, whose product is annotated as syntaxin 8. Gene Ontology annotation, biological process: intracellular protein transport; vesicle fusion. The record is from RefSeq and is a predicted model, not a curated record. NCBI's taxonomy places the organism in Eukaryota, Metazoa, Chordata, Aves, Passeriformes, Turdidae. Gene Ontology annotation, molecular function: SNAP receptor activity; SNARE binding. The transcript is spliced from 7 exons. The coding region runs from base 106 to 984 and encodes 292 amino acids. Gene Ontology annotation, cellular component: SNARE complex; endomembrane system.